UUACACGAGAGCGAGAGAGAGAGAGAGAGAGAGAGAGAGGCAGAGAGCGCCAUGGCUGCAAGGGUAGAGGGGUCACAAGAAAUGCGACCUCUAGUUGCAGAUGGCAUGUUGGUCGAUCGAGAAGACCAAGAAACUGUUAAGACAGAUGGAUGCAUUAGGUUGGUUGGUCUCCUGAAUGAGCCUUUUGAAUGGUUGCGCAUGCUGUGUGGGGAGCUUGAAACAGGCUUCGUCUUCGCCGUCAUAUUGGUAUAUGGCUUCAGCCAGGGAUUCGCUGCGUCUUUCUUCCGGGUGGUGUCUGAUUACUACUGGAAGGAUGUCCAGCAGGUUCAGCCCUCGGCGGUUCAGCUGUAUCAAGGUCUCUACGCUUUGCCUUGGAUCUUGAAACCUGCUUGGGGACUUCUGACCGACGUUUUUCCGAUUUCCGGCUACAAACGCCGGCCGUACUUUGUCCUUGCAGGUACUAUUGGGAGCGUGUGUGCACUGCUACUGCUGCAGAAGAAGCCUCCUAUUCUGUUUGCACUGAGCACUUUGAUUGGCAUUAGCACUGCAAUUUCUAUAGCAGAUGUUACCAUAGAUGCGUGUAUAGCUCGGAAUAGCAUCAAGUAUCCUGCGUUAGCAUCAGAUAUGCAGAGCCUUUGUGGGUUCUGCUCCUCUACUGGGGCCAUUUUGGGAUAUUCCAGUAGUGGGAUACUAGUUCGCAUUCUGGGAGCGCAGGGAGCACUGGCUUUACUCACUUUUCCCCUUGCAAUGCUCGUCGCUCUAGGAUUUACUUUGAAUGAGAGCAAAACUAGUAGUCGACCAGACAGACAGGUGUUUAUGAUGGUAAAUGGAGCAUUACGAAACAUGAUUAAGACAAUGAAGUGUCCUGAAGUAUGGAAGCCUUCACUUUACAUGUUUCUCUCCAUAGCUCUCAGCUACAGCACUCAUGAAGGCCAUUUCUACUGGUAUACUGAUCCUAAAGCAGGCCCAGCAUUUCCAAAGGAGUUUGUUGGAAUAAUAUAUGCCAUAGGUGCUGUUGGAUCAAUUCUGGGGGUGAUUUUGUAUCAAAAAGUCUUCAAGAACUAUCCAUUUAGAACAGUCCUCUUCCUUGCACAGCUUCUGUAUUUUGUAUCAGGAAUGCUUGACCUCACAUUUGUGCUGAGACUCAAUCUCAGAUUAGGCCUGCCAGACUACAUGUUUGUUGUCAUAGAAGAAAUGAGUGGUCGUAUUGUUUCUCGUCUCAGAUGGAUGCCCAUGAUGGUACUUAGUACAAGAUUGUGCCCUCUUGGCAUAGAAGGGACCUUCUUUGCACUACUAAUGUGCAUAGAUAGCAUUGGAUGGUUGUGCAGCAAAUGGAGUGGAAGUCUUGCUCUGCAUCUGUUGAAGGUCACAAGGACCAACUUCAAGAACUUGUGGUUGGCUGUUCUCAUAAGGAAUAUCUUGAGGAUCUCAACUUUGGCCUUGAUUUUUCUGGUGCCUAAGACAGGGCCUACUGAUGCUCUGCUUCCUAGUCAGAUGUUGGAGGCCGAUGGAAGUGAUGAGAAAGACGAACGCCUGCAGUUGGUUUCCAUGAAUGACAGGGCAUAAAUUCAUCCGUAGUUGUGGUACCUGGAGCAGUUUUAGAUGUCUUUCGGUGUAUAUUUUUUUCAACACACAGAGAGAGAGAGAGAGAGAGAGAGAGAGUCAUGAAUUCCAUCGUUUGUACUGAUAACAAUUAUGCAACUCAUAUAU
This is a messenger RNA of Nymphaea colorata (pocket water lily), 1710 nucleotides long. Its product is annotated as probable folate-biopterin transporter 6. The record is from RefSeq and is a predicted model, not a curated record. NCBI's taxonomy places the organism in Eukaryota, Viridiplantae, Streptophyta, Magnoliopsida, Nymphaeales, Nymphaeaceae. The coding region runs from base 52 to 1566 and encodes 504 amino acids. The transcript has 5 exons.